This is a messenger RNA of Stegodyphus dumicola, 1865 nucleotides long. RefSeq lists its product as uncharacterized. NCBI's taxonomy places the organism in Eukaryota, Metazoa, Arthropoda, Arachnida, Araneae, Eresidae. The record is from RefSeq and is a predicted model, not a curated record.
UGGCAAUCCAAUUAACUGUUGCUGUUUGAAAAUUUUGUGGAAGUAUGAUCGUAAAUAUUAAAUCGGUUACUGUGUUUAAAGAAAUUUAAAACAUAUUGUAUAUAUUGAAUUUAAUUAUUUGGACUGCUUAAGUUUUGUCUUUUGCUGGGAAUUAAAGGACAUAACUAUGGAAGAUGACUAUCACAAAUUUGUUAAAUAUAAACUGAAUAAUGAAAUUCUGAGCUUGAAAGUGAAGCGUAAAAUUAUCAACAAUAAAGUACAAAAGAUUACAAUUGACAGUUUAAGUUCACGAAUUUAUGUAGGAAAUGAAAAUGCAAAGAUUUUUCCUGCCGACUGUAAAAAAUGCCAAACUGAGCCUUCCACAAGGCUUACACAGCAGAACCAAUCAUUGCAAAUAAAUGCUGGAGAUGAAGUUGUACCUCAAGAUAAUUUGGUUGCUUCAAUUCAGUUAGUACCAGUUGCUUUCAAAAUGCCCGACCACUCAUUAAAACUAAAGCACUUGUAUUCAGGUUUAAACAAAAAGAAUAUACUUGACAAAAGAUGUUGGAGUGCCCUCAACUUGGCUUUAUUAUGUAUUUCUGAAGAACCCUGCCAAAUCCAAUUUUCAAAUUGCUCAAGUUCCAUCUCUUUACUUUCUGACAGUUAUAAUUCUAAAGAACUUGCACUUUGUCAUGCUUUGCUUUUGUGUGCUAUGGCUAAAAUGUCUCUGUCUUCAAAUGAGAUACAGCAGCUUGAGAAAUCUGUAAUUUGUCUAGUUGAUUCAUUGAUAACUGCAUGUAAUAUAUCAGGAAACAGAUCCAUCAUAGAUAGUUCACUUGAUUCAUUAAAUUCCAGGAAUCAUGCAUCAGCUUAUAAAUUAUGCAAGAAGCUUUUCGUGGGAACAGGUUUGGAUUUGGAUACUGUAAAUAUAUCUACAAUUUGUUGCUCAUCACUAAAGUACUUAACAGAUCUAAAGCUUAAUAGUGAAGCUGGUUUGAAACAUAUCUAUGGAGAGAAUACUCUCAAAUAUGUUCUGGGAUUAACUGGAAAAUGCACACAAGAAAUAGUCUCAAGUAAUUCUGAUACCUUGCCUGAAGAUUAUGGUCUCAUUAAUGGUACUUCUCAUACAAUAAAUCAGUGUCUUCAAAUCUUAGAACAUACUCUGUCUGUGGAUAUGAACAAUUCUUCUUUGGAACAUGAAGACUUUUCUAUACAUCAUUGUCUAACAAGAUUAUUAGGCUGGAGUAUUAUUUCACUAUUUAAGGAGACCAGUGCUGGAAAACAAAAUUCUAAUAAGGAAUUUCAUCGGUCUACUUUAGUUUCUAAUCUGAAAGUUUUAUCGGUGUUAUCUUUUGAUCCACAUCAGUAUGAUACAUUUACUAAUGUGAAAGGACUGAUGGAAAAAAUUAUGAUUUGUAUUUUAAAGACAUAUUUUGAAUCAGAUGAAAAAUAUUUUGAUAUUCUUGUACUUUGCCUGGAAUUAAUAAUAAAUUUUUACUUGAAGAAUAAACGAACCUUUGUUCAGUUAUGCCUUAAAACAUUUAAAGUUGACAGUAAUGUAGAAAUUCGGGCUGUUGAAGCUUUGAUAAAGAUGCUGUUAAACUGUGUAAAUAAAAUUAAGGAAGUGAAAAAUAUUGCACUUCAAUCUGAGAAAGCAAAUACAGCUUCUAACCAUGAGGAACCUGAAAUCCAAUUAGUUUUAAAGGCUGCUGAUAAAGAUAUGGAGCUUAGCACUAUUGUUUCAUUCAUAUCUGUUCUGCUUGUGUUUUUUAUGGAUGCUAAACAGAGUUUUAAAGAAUUUGUACAAGAAAGGAUACCAUCUGAAAUGUUUCCUGAAAUAAUAUCCGUCUCUAAGAGAUUUCUUCAAUUUGCGUCCCUUACAGUAA